CUCGACACUUUACCCUCUCCUAUUUCAUCGCACCUUCCUAAUUUUCCUCUCCAAUUCCUUCUCCAAAUCAACCUCUUAUCUAAUUUUUCAUUCAAUUUCACCCCUCCACAUCCUCUAUAAAUACCCACAAACCAAUCCCCAAAAAUUAAUAAUCAACCAUGGCUUUUCUUAAAUCUCUAGCUUUUUUCAUAAUUUUAUCAUCUGGGUUCCUUUUUUCUCAUUCAUCGUCGUUCGAUAACGUCUUGAUUCAAGGCUCACCGUUAUUAAGAACUGAAUCUCAGGUUAGACGGUUGUACGAGUCGUGGUUGGUCCGACACGGGAAGAAUUAUAACGGUUUGGGUGAGAGAGAGAGGAGAUUUGAGAUUUUUAAGGAUAAUUUGAGAUUUGUUGAUGAACAUAACUCGGUUGAUCGGAGUUAUAAAGUGGGUUUGAAUCGGUUUGCUGAUCUGAGUAAUGAGGAGUAUAAAAGAAUGUAUUUGGGUACGAGGAUGAACCGGAAUCAUUCUAGACCGGUCGGUUUGAUGAGUGAUCGGUAUUUGUUUAAGGAUGGGGAGUCUAAUGAGUUGCCGGAGAGUGUUGAUUGGAGGGAAAAAGGGGCUGUUGUUCCGGUUAAGGAUCAAGGGCAGUGUGGGAGUUGCUGGGCUUUCUCAACCGUUGGUGCAGUGGAAGGCAUAAACCAGAUUGUAACUGGUGAUUUAAUUUCUCUAUCUGAGCAGGAAUUGGUAGACUGUGACACAUCAUAUAAUCAGGGAUGCAAUGGUGGUCUCAUGGACUAUGCCUUUGAGUUCAUUAUCCAAAAUGGCGGCAUUGAUACAGAAGAAGAUUAUCCGUACCAGGCCUCCGAUAACAUGUGUGAUCCAAACAGGAAAAACGCGAAGGUAGUUGGUAUUGAUGGAUAUGAAGAUGUUCCUGUAAACGAUGAGAAGUCCUUGCAAAAUGCUGUGGCACAUCAACCAGUUAGCGUUGCCAUUGAAGCCGGAGGCAGGGCUUUUCAACUCUAUCAAUCGGGUGUUUUCACUGGCAGAUGCGGCACACAGCUGGACCAUGGUGUUGUUGCUGUUGGAUACGGUACAGAAAAUGGCGUUGAUUACUGGAUUGUGAGGAAUUCAUGGGGUCCUGCAUGGGGAGAGAGCGGUUACAUCAAGAUGGAGCGUAAUGUGAAAACUAAAACCGGAAAGUGUGGAAUUGCCAUACAGCCUUCAUAUCCCACCAAAAAGGGUGGAAACCCCCCGAAACCUGAUCCCUCCCCUCCAACUCCCGUGAACCCUCCACCUCCACCGAGUCCAACCUCUCAGUGUGACGACUACUUCUCAUGCACAGAGGGAAGCACCUGCUGUUGUAUCUAUGAAUACAAUGGCUUCUGUUUCGGAUGGGGAUGCUGCCCUCUUAAGUCCGCAACCUGCUGUGAUGACCAUUACAGCUGUUGCCCUGAAGAUUACCCUGUUUGUGAUCUCGCAGCUGGAACAUGCCGACUAAGCAAGGAUAACCCGCUCGGAGUUCAAGCAUUGAGACGAGCUCCUGCUAAAAGAACCGGCUCUCCCCUUCAUAAUGGCAAGAGGAUAAGCAGUGCGUGAAGUCCUCUUCCGGAGACAGAAGACGGGCAAGAAUUCGAGGAAGAAAUGCUUGCUUUUAGAAGUGUUUUAAUGUAAUUAUUCAGCUGGUCAUUGUAUGCAAAAUGCAUGGCCCUUCUCUGCUGAAGCAGAUCAAAACAUAAACAUUCAGAGAACACAUUUCACUGACAUUUGUAUAGUCAUUCAGCUAUUUAUUUAAAUUAAAGUUAUUUAUGGUUUA
This is a messenger RNA of Mercurialis annua (annual mercury), 1791 nucleotides long. Its product is annotated as low-temperature-induced cysteine proteinase-like. Gene Ontology annotation, molecular function: cysteine-type endopeptidase activity. Bases 159 to 1574 code for a protein of 471 amino acids. The record is from RefSeq and is a predicted model, not a curated record. The transcript has 5 exons. Gene Ontology annotation, cellular component: lysosome. Lineage: Eukaryota; Viridiplantae; Streptophyta; Magnoliopsida; Malpighiales; Euphorbiaceae.